Drosophila takahashii is the source of this 10485-nucleotide messenger RNA. It is a transcript of the gene upSET, whose product is annotated as SET domain-containing protein upSET. NCBI's taxonomy places the organism in Eukaryota, Metazoa, Arthropoda, Insecta, Diptera, Drosophilidae. Gene Ontology annotation, biological process: regulation of DNA-templated transcription. The record is from RefSeq and is a predicted model, not a curated record. Gene Ontology annotation, cellular component: Rpd3L-Expanded complex; Set3 complex.
GAUUUAUCGCCCGCUGUAGUGUGACCGUCUUCGGUUGGUCAGUCGCUAAUUUUUUAGAAGCGGAAAGUUGUGAACAAAACGCGUGGAUAUUGUGCUCAAAACGUCAACAAAAAAUUUGUGAAAAUAGCUGGGAGCGUAGUAUGCGAGCGCGGCAAUCGCAGAACUAUGAAAUUCCCCCGUGAAACGUGUUAGUUUGGCUGCGAAAGCACUUUUAAUUUGGCGAUUUCUUAUUAGCGUGUUGGAAAAGAGGAAAACACACACAAUGUAGUAAACGUUCGAAGCAGAGUCGCGCCAUCAUCUGAAUGCUGCGAGUCAACAAUGUGCAACAGACCAAAAAGAAAGCAGUGUCCAAGUUUAUAAAAAGUGUAUUGUAAAAAUUGAAAUACAAAGCUUCAAGAAGCCAAAUCCACGUAGCUUGCCGUCAAAUCAAACUAAGUUGUGCAAAAUGAAGUGAAAACGUAAAAUUUAUAGAGUAAACGAAACAACGAAAGAUCGUUUAUUUGAAACCCGUAUCUACAAAAUACAAUUUUCCACAUACAACGAGAGACAACGCAGAAUCUAUUGGGCGGGAUUAUACUCACGAAACAGGAUCAGGCUCCGGAUAAGGAUCCAAAACCAGGGUGACAAGCAGAGGAAGCCGGAGCGAAGGAGCCAGGAGGCACGCGGAGGAAGUCUUCGAAUUUCUCGCAGCGUUAUGAUUGUGAUGGCUGACAAUGUGAUGUGGCACAGAGUUGGACACCGUCUAUGCAAAUCAAGCGCGCACCACCGCCUACGCCUACAGUUGUUACCACUGGGAGUCCCAGCCUCCGUCCUCCGUGCCAGAGCCAGAGGUUAUGCAUUGAGCCCCCAAUGUUUUGGGGGCACGUCACCGAAGGCCCAGCGACAGCAGGAGCAGAAACUGCAUCAGCAGAACCGGCAGCAGCAUGACGGCUUUGCCUGUGAAGUAGUGUUGUGAAAUAGAAACUCAAACCGAGACCGAUACCGAAACCGAACUCUAACAAGCGAGUGAACUCUCAAGCCGACACAAGGCUCCCUCCCUCUAAAUACACGUCUAAUUUUAGUUCGCAGUCCGAUCUGCCGCAGCACCAGCACCAUGCCCAUGUCCAGCCACGACACGGUCUUCGUGGAGCCUGCCGUUAGCAGCAGCGGCGGCGGCAGCACCAGCAGCAUUAAUCGCGUGGGAGUAGCCGGUGGCCCCCAGCCGCCUCCCCCGCACAUCGUCAUCGAUGGCAGCAACCUGUCCACGCAGGCCCAGCUGCAACGCAUCAUGCAGCGUCGGAUGUCGAUCAGUACGCGCCAGAUCCUUAGCGCCAGCCAGUCCCAGUCGAUGAAUCCGACGCAGAAGUACGCAGUGCGUACAGCAGCCGGAGCCGGAGCCUUGGCCGCAACGUCAGCUCCGUCUGGAAGCGCCGGCCAGGAGUUGAUCAAUCCCCAAAUCUACAAGAUUGUGACCACUGACGGCAGCACCAGUAAUGUAAUCAUCGACGCCUCGGCUGCUGCGCCUCCCCACAACUCUAAACUGUUGCUCAGCAAUCUCACGGUGCUCUCGAAGCAGGCGCCAGUCCAGGGAGGAGGCACUCAGCAGCAGCAGCAGCAGCAGCUCAACUAUCUGGGGGCCAAGAGUUUGCCGUAUGUGACGGCCUCGCCGGCUAAGACGCAGCAGCAGCCCCAGAAGUUCGGAAGCAUCAGCGCAUUCAAGGCGCAACAGCAGCAGCAACAUCAUCCGCAUGCCACGCUGCAGAAAGUGACUUUGGGCUCCCGUGUGGCUACCCGCCUGCAGUCCUAUGUCCCGGCCACUCCGUCGCAAAUAAUGGUGCAGCCGGCGCAGCCAAAAUAUGUAAAUGCCACGGCAACAGCGUUAGGCGGGAAUGCUGCUCUUCUAAAGAAGGCCAAUCAAAAGAUCACGGUCAAGAGCGUGAGCAAUUUGACGCAGCAGCAGCAGCAACAACACCAGCAGCAGCAGCAGCAGCAGCUACAGGCCCAGCAGCUGAAGACCUUCAUCGCGCAGCAGCAACAGCAGCAAACCUACAAGGCGGCGGGGGCCAAGGCAAAGUUUGUGAAACAGACUUCCCUGUCUAUUGCCGCCUUGCCCCAACAGCAGCAGCAGCAACAAGCGCCUGCCUACGCAAAGCAGGCAAUGGUCACCACUCCGACUAACGCGAAGGUCACAAAACUGAAUAGCAAGUAUGUGCAACAGCAGAUCAGCCUGCCGCAAGGAACGCAGUUGCAGCACAAGACGUCGCAGAAUGUCGCAGGAGGAGGAUAUCUGCUGCAGCAGACUCAGGCCACGGGUGGGGGAACCAUUAAGUUUGUCAACUCCCAUGGCACGGUCAUCCAGCAGCAUCCGCAACAGCAGCAGCAGCAGGCGACAAAGCGCACCCAUUACAAUAGCAGCGGGAGCAGCGACAAUGAGCAGCAUGCGGUGGCCAACUCAUCGCUGAUCACCGACGACGUGAUGAUCGUCAACGGCACCCAGAUGACCGAUGAGCUGUCUGCCCGCAUCCUGCAGAGCAUGGCCCAGAAGUCAUUUAGCCAGCAGCAGCAGCGAUUCCAGCAGGUUCCCGCUACUGGCAGUAGCAACAUGCCGCCACCCACUCAGAUCAUUUACAGCAACAGCGGCAGCAGCAGCAAUGGGGCAGCCGCCAGCAGUCCGGGGGGAAAUCCGCCUGGAAAUCUGCUGCUUGCCCACUACCAGGCAGCCGGCCAAAAGCCGGUCUCCUCGGCCUCGUUCCUCACGGUCACGGGAACGCCGCCGGUUACGGUGGCCACCACACCCUCGGUGAGCAUCUCCUCGCAUGGCUUUGCCAGUGGAAGUGCAGCCAUUUCAUCCUACAUGUCGUCAGCGACGGCGGCUCGACGUCAAUCGGUGAGUGCGCCCAGCAGCAGGGCGGUAUCCCUGGAACGGAAGCAGCAUCAGCAGCACCAGCCGCUUCAGCACGAGGUGAUCGGUGGCGGACGUAAGGCUCCAACGGUCAUCGAGUAUUACAAUAAGCACGGCGUGAACAGCAUAAUCGGCAGCAGCAAUAGCCUGACCCAAAGCACCAGCAUGAGUAAUCUCGGAGCCCUGCGGAGCAACAGUGGUAGUGGAUUCGCCACGACCACUCCAACGCCAGCAGCACCAAUUCACCUGACGCCGCUGAACGUACCAGUCCACGUGGAGGCUGCACCGCAGUCCUCACCAGCUCUGGGCAAGGGUGCGUCUCAGGCGCCGGCGCAGCCACCGCAGCAGCCGCAUCUCUUGGGGCACAACCAGCUGAGUGCCAACGAUGAGGAACUGUACAUCGAGGAGGUGCGUCCGGUUCCGGUGCUGACGCAGGAUCUGCGGCUGCAGCAACUGCACGCCAUCAUGCAGGAUCACACGUACGCCUCCCAGCAACAGCAGCAGGCGGCCCAGCAGGCAGCGGGCGAUAGUACGAUUCCAGGAGCUGCCCAGCAAGUCCAGCAGCCGCAGCAGUGGUCACUGGGCGGCAUCGGGGUCACGGUGGCCGGAGGCCAAGCCACGUCCACAGCGGCAGGCGGAUAUUGCAGCUACUUUGGACAGCAAAUUGCUCGCCAUCAAGCCGACGAUGAUGCUCACUCUGCCAUAAGCAGCAGCUCCCGUUUGGGUCUAGCCAGUGCAGACAUUGAUCCUGGCGAGGAGACGGAAACGGCACCCGAAGCGGAGGCCGAGGACGACUCUGUUACGCGCUGCAUCUGCGAACUUACCCACGAUGAUGGAUACAUGAUCUGCUGUGACAAGUGCUCGGCCUGGCAACACGUAGAUUGCAUGGGCAUUGACCGACAAAACAUCCCGGAGGAGUACAUGUGCGAGCUCUGCCAACCGCGUGCGGUGGACAAGGCCAGAGCACGAGCCUUGCAGCGUCAGAAACGCAAGGAGCACAUGCUGCUGGUGGCCACGCAAGCGGCCAAUGGAGCAGCGGCCGUGGCAGCGGGAACGACUCUCAGCGGAGGACUCGGUGGUGGAUUGGCCAUGUCUGAGGAAUUGCAACAACGGCUGGCAUCUGGCCUAAAUGGCGGAUUUGCAACGGGCACCGGCAUGUCCAAGAAGUCGAAGAAAACCAAAGAGAAUGCGGGCAGUUCCGGCGCCUUGAAGAAAACGAAGAAGAGCGGUGUUGGCAUGGGUGGCGAGAAGAGCGGCAGCGGAAGCGGUACUCCCUCGGCCAGUGGUGGCAAAUCCAGCAAGAAGAGCAGCAAACGCAAGAGCAAAUCCAGUGGAGAUGGAAGUUGCGGAGGUGGCAGCAGUCCGGCUUUAACAGCCGCCGAAAAGCACGCCGCCAACCUUCGGCAGUGGAUUGAGAACUACGAGUAUGCCGUGACCAACCAUUAUUCGCCAGAGCUUCGAGCCCGCCUCCACGCUAUCCAGAAGCAACCCAGCCUGUUGCAGAGCAUACAGAACACUGAGAACAAGGCCUUGAGGCAGAUUCAGCAGCAACUGUCGACUGCCGGCAGCAGUGAGCUCGAGCAGCGGGCACAGCUCAUCCCGUAUGCGGGUGCAAAGGUGCUGAUUAGCAGCGUCGAAUUGGCUCCCCAUGCCCCCAUCCACGAGCUGCGCGGCAAGUACAUGCUGACCACCCAGUUCCGCACCCAGAAUCCCACCGUCAACAUGAACACACCCCCGCCCAGCAACUACCUGAACAGCUUCAAGGCGCACAAGACGCCGGGUCAGUUUGUGUUCUUUUACCAGCUACCCGGAGUGGAGGCACCCAUGCAGACACUGCGGCCGGAUGGAAGUGUGCCGCAAGUGACGCAGCAACCACCCUCGUAUCUCAAGGGUCCGGAGGUGUGUGUGGAUACGCGGACGUAUGGCAACGAUGCACGAUUCGUGCGCCGCUCCUGCCGGCCGAAUGCCGAGCUGCAGCACUACUUCGAGAAGGGAACGCUGCACCUGUACAUAGUGGCACUGACGCACAUUCGCGCCCAGACAGAGAUCACGGUGCGCCACGAACCUCACGACCUGGCGGCUGUGGAGCAGAAGAAGUCGCACGCCGCCGUCAUCCAGCCGACAAGUACCCGUUGCGCCUGCGACAUGGGCAGUGACUGUCUCUUUGCCCUGCCGCUGGCCGUGCAGCAACAGCUCCAGGCUCCACCGGCCCAGCCGAGGAGCAGUCAUCGCAACAAGGCGGCAGCAGCAGCGGCUGCGGCAGCUGCGGCCAACAGUGCGGCAGCCAUACAGCUAACGAUGGGAUUGGGCGUCGUGGGAGCGUCGGUGGUGGCAGGAGCAGGUGUUUUGCCCAAUUCAAGGAAUCGCUCAACUUCAUCCAGCGGCGAGAGCAGCCAAAUGGGUCUUAAUAGUCCGCAGCUUGGACAGUUGAAUCUGGGCUUUAAGCCCUCGCCGACGCCAGCAUCGCUGACGGCCCCAGUUUCCGGCGUGCAUUGCAACAACAGCGGCGGGAGCAGCAGCAGCAGCAACAACUCCUGUUCCGUCUCCAUGUCCAGUGUGCUGCACGACUCUGGCAUCUGCACUUCGUCAUCGUCGCCGUCGGUGUCUAUUCCCUCGCCUACGCCCACUCAACUGCAGUCGCCCACUUUGCAGCAGCACUCGCACCAGCUGCCACAGCAACAAUUGUCGCUACUGCAGCGCAGUCCGACGCAACAGCAUCAGCAACAGAUCCUGGCUGCCUUGCCCACGCCUAUGCUCACGCCGAUGCUCUCACCUCAGUUGCCAAAACCAGCACAGCAGCCGCAUGUUGUGUUGCCAAUUCAGCAGCAGCAAACUUCCUUGUUGCAGCAGCAGCCGCAGCAGCAGCAGCAACAACCACAGGAGCCGUUGGCUGUCAUUGCAGCCGCAGCAGCUGCACAGCAGCCCAUGGCAACCUAUUUUGUACGGCAACCGCAGCAACAGCAAUCACCAAAGCCGCAGGCCGUGGUGGCACAGCAGCAACAGCAGCAAACCUUCCUGCAACAGCAGCAGAAACAACAGCAGCAACAAAAAAUGGCGGAUGAGGCUAGAAUGGCAGUGAGUGCAUUGCAAACUCUGCAUGCCACCCCCACUUCGCAUAUAGUGACGCCAGUUAAAGUAGCGACAGUGCAGCAACCACAGCCGGCGCAGCAGCAACAAUCGCAUAACCAACAAACAGUACAACCAGCAAGUCAGCUACAACAGCAAUCUCAGCAGCUAAGCUACCCACAGUCACCCCAACGUCAGCAGAAGCCUCAGCCUUUGCAGCACCAGCAGCAGAUAAUCUUUUCAGCCGCAGCCCAGGCCAUUCCGGCGACGACGGCCGCCAAAUUGAAUUCACCCACGAAGAUUGUGGCGCCUGUGACGACCAACAAUAACAUAAGUUUGGGUGCCCAAUCAUCGGUGGCUGUCGCAAAGAAAACGCCUGCCAAGAAUCAGCAUCAACAACAACAGCAGCAGCAGCAGCACUCAUCGACACCCCAUUCGGCCGCUUCACUUCCGGCAGCUUCUCCUUCGUCCGCCGAAUCCAAAGAGGAUGAUGUGUCGUCCAGUACCACUUCAACGCCCACCACACGAACCCCGGCCAAGGAUAAGCCGAAGCAGUCACGCGAGGAUCGCAAGCUGGAGGCCAUCCUGCGAGCGAUUGAGAAAAUGGAGAAGCAGGAGGCACGCGGCAAGAAGGAAACCCGUCAGAGUAGCGGUGGCAAGCGGCAGGCGAGUAACUCGCCAGCUUCGCCCAACAAGCGUGGCAGCUCCAACUCCAUUAGCGAGGAUGUGGACACGCCAACUAGUACCAAUUCCGCGGCAGCUGCUGCCCAGCGUAGGAAUAAAAAGAAGCGUAAAGUGAGUCGCAGCUACAACAACAAUACCAAUGGCCUUGGCUCAGGAGGUAGCAACAACAAGCGGAGGAAGAGCAUCCUGGUGGAAUCGGAUGGCGAGUCGCAUGCAUUGACCAAUUCGGAAUCGGAGGAUCAAGUGCAGCAUCCGCAUAGGCAUCACAGUGGAUCAGAGGAUCAGGCCGCAGGCCUUCUUUUAGCCUUGGCGCACAACAACUCCUCACCCAAUGAGUCAUUCAAGUCGCCCUCAUCCCAAUCGCACUCCCUGCCAGCAACUCCAGCCUCUGUGAGCAGUGCCUGUUUGCUGAUCGAGGCUGCCAUGGGACCCCUGGAACAGCCGGCACCGGCGACAGCGUCCCCUUCCCUCGGCGAAUUCAAGUACCCGCCCGGCGGGGCCAAGACCAAAAAGUCGCUCAUGUCCAGCUGGUUUCAGCAGGCGGAGCAACAGCACGCCUCCGGUUUGGACAGCCUUGUGCAGGCGGCUAUGAGCGAAAUCAACGGCGAACGGGAACAACUCCACCAUCAAGCCCAAGGGGAAUCCUCGCCAGCACCGGCAUUACUCAAGGUCGAGCAGUUUAUCCAUCAGGCGGAGUCGACGACUUCAGUCGCUGCUCGCGAGCAACUGCAUCUCCCGUUGCAAAACAAUUCUUCGGUGAAGAAGCGCUGGUUGCGACAGGCUAUCAGUGAAGAGACCACGCCGGUUGAAGAACAGCAGCAGCAACCUGCCACACCCUCACCACAGCCGGUGGUACCAACAGUCUCGCCACUGGCGAACGGAUUUGGCACGCCGCUUAAAAAGCGGCGCCUGGUCGUCGUUAGCAAUGGAUCGAAUGUGGAAGCCGAUGAGCCGCAUAUCGAUGUGAUCGGAGAGAGCAAGGAUGAGGCCGAAGAAAGUGUCCCGAUGCCUGCACUGAAGGUAGAAACGGAAAACCACCAACAAGAGCAGGAGGACGACGUAGACAUCCUGCGAUCGCCCAGUCCGGGAACCCAUCAAAUAGUGGCCGAGGAUAACUUGGUUAAGAUCGAGCCAGAGGACACAAGUGCAGCCGCCGAUGACGUUAAGAUUGAUGUGGAGCGCGAGGAGAGCCAGGCGUGCGAUAAGUUUGAGGAAAUGGUCAAGGUGAAGCGAGAGGAGGAGGAGCAGCGAGAGCAGCAAAGCCAACAGCUGCUGGAGCAGAUUCAACCUAAGGUUGAACCCUCGCCAGUGGAACCAAAAGUGGAAGUGACCAAAGUUAAAGCAACUCAGGAGGUAGUGCCUUCUAAGAAGGAGUUGGCGAAGGUGGAACCCAAACCGGGAGAAUCUCUGCUGCGCACGACAGCGACUGCAACUGCAACAGCAGCGGCCGCAGCAACUCUGCUCGAUGUGAGCAAAGUGGCAGUCAAGAAUCGGCCACAACCUCUUAAAUUGGAGGAUGAGCCUCAAAAGAAGAAGCCCAAGCUGGAGGCGGUACCCCAGGCGAUACCAGAGCCGCCACUUUCCGGAAUUCCGAUACCAGCGAUUGCAUCAAAUACAGCGACCGCAUCAAACACGGCAACCACGUCAACUGCUCCACCCAGUACCAAAAAUCUUACCGAACACGAUAUACAGGAACGUUUGCUGUCCUUCCAUGCGGCCAACAUUUCCUACCUGCAGUCCAGAAACAAGAAGGCCACAGCAGUCUCUGCAUCCGCCUCCUCCUCGAGUCAGAAGAGCAACAGCAGCAGCGGCGGCAGUGGCGCAGAGUCUAAGAAACCGGCCAAGGAUAAGGACGAGCGACGCGAUAAGGAGAAGCAGCUGAAAAAGUCGAAGAAGGACAAGAAAAAGUCAAAGGAAAAGGAUAAGCAAAAGGCGACAGCCAGUCCCACUGUGCAAAUAGUUGAGGCGAAAAAGAAGACUUCGCAGCCAACAAAGCCAGAGGGUAAAUCAUCGGCAGUGCCAUCGGUUCUAGUGCCACCCACUCCACCACCAGCUACUACAGCCAAUGGGAAGACCAAGCACAUGUCACAAAACAAUGCCAAUGAUCAGCAGCAGCAGCAGCAAAUGAGGCGUCGCACCAUGUCCAUGUGCAUUACACCGAUCACGCCCACUCCAGUGGCCGCCAUGCCCUCACCAAUGCUGGGUACGCCGCCCACAACCAAGAAGAGGCAGACCAAUUUCGAGCAGGAGCUCACCAAGCCCAACAGUCAGAUCUUGAGCAGCAGCAUCCUUCUAAACAGCAGCAAGGGACUCGGCCUGCCGAUUGCCACGCCCACAGUGGUUGGCGUGCCCACGGUUGUGCCACAGCAGCAGCAUCGCAAGGAGAACAACCACCAGGAGGCGACUGCCGCCAGUGGAGGACCCAUGAGUUUGGCUGCUGCCAUCGCUAGCGGAAAACUGACUGCCAUCAGUCGGCGGAGGGAGUCCAUGUGCGGCAGCCGGCAGCAGGCACUAAUUGCGGCCGCCUUGAAGAAGGAAAAGAAGGAGAAAAAGAAGAGUAAGAAAAAGGAUCGGGAGAAGCAAAAGCACGAGAAGCAAAAGGGCAAGGACAAGGAACGCGAAAAGGACAAGGAGAAGGACAGCAAGCUCAAGACAAACCACAUACAGAAAACGGCACCACCGGCGCCUACCACUCAUAAUCCUAAUCCAAUUCCAAUUCCGAGCGCCACUUCAGUUCCAGUUCCUGUUCCCACGCCCCUGGCAACUCCGAAGGCGGCACCCAUUCCAGUAUUGAUAACCCAACCCCCUCCGGCUGCGAUCCAUUCAGCUCAGCCUGUGCCCAACAAUUGCUCCAGCAAGGUUGCACCGCUGCCAUUCUACAACACAAUCUACGGCAAGUUGCAGGAUCCUCCAACGCCAACUAGCAGCCCCAGUCCCACCAUUAACACCAUGCCAAGUCUGGCUGAAUAUCUCGAGUCUACGAAAACUAAGACGGCGGCAUCACCGGUGGCCAAACCAGCCGCUGUUGCAGCAGUUACGCCAGUUGCAGUUGCAGCAACAGUUGCAACUUCAUCUCUUGAAAUGCCACCUCCGGCGACCACGCCAUUGAAGUUGUAUACGCGGACUGCAAGCCACGAUCCGCGACUUAAUCCCAUGCUUACGGUUCCCGAUCCCACGCCCAUGCCAAAACGUAAGCUCUCCAUCAGCGAGUACCGGAUGCGCCAUCGCCCUUCGGUGGAUACGGCCCCGACCACGCCCACUACGCCAACCACUCCCACCACGCCGACGAGCACCAAUAAGGAACGCUGCUUCGCCAAGCCGCAGACCAUUAACAAGUGCUCACUGCAGUCGCCGGAACGCUUUCAGGCCGCAAUUCGGGAGCGGCGCAACUCGAUCAGUGCUCAUCACCUCCCGCACCAAAACGCCAAUCUAAAUCUCAACAACAAUAAAGGCAGCAGCAGCAGUAAUAAGAGCGGAAGCACCAGCGGUAAUCAUCUGCAGCAGGCCUUGGGCGUCGCCGGAGGAAGGAUGCCCAUUAAGAAUGCGAUAGUAGAUCCGGCAGCCACCACCUUGAGCACGGUAAACAAGAUCCUAAGCACGGCUCAACAGCUACACAUGUUUGAUGACAAGCCAAAGGGUGGCCACUUUAAUGCUGCACCCACACUACUCGAGCAGCAGCAGGAGAAGAUGAGCGAGCGAUCGCGGUGCUUGCAGCGGACUAUUUCUUGUGACUCUCGGGUUAUCGAGCGAUUAGGCACAGGUGCCGCUGCGACUGCCUUGGAAAAAGUCACGACAGCAGCAACCAGGCGAGAUAACGUCUAAAUAGGUAAGAAAAAAUAUAUCCAAACCGAAAU